UGGCUCUUUUCCCUUUAUAUUUUCCUCUCCAUCUUCCUAACCUUUCUCCCUAACUUCUCUGUUCAUCUUUUUCCUCUCUAUUUAUAAAUUUAUUUACAUAGUAUUCCUUGGAUCCAUCUCUUCAAAAAACCUUUCAAGAUCAAAUCAAGAAACCCACACAAGUUUCUAAAUCAGAAAAAAAAUUUAAGUUUUGGUUUCAAUUUUAAGGGUUUAAGGUUUCUUGGGAAAGAAACGAUGGAGACUUUUUGUGGGUUUCAGAAGGAAGAAGAGCAGAUGGAUUUACCUCCAGGGUUCAGGUUUCAUCCAACAGAUGAAGAACUCAUAACUCACUAUCUCCAUAAGAAGGUUCUUGACAUCAGCUUCUCAGCUAAAGCUAUUGGUGAAGUUGAUUUAAACAAAUCGGAGCCAUGGGAGUUACCAUGGAUGGCAAAAAUGGGUGAGAAAGAAUGGUAUUUUUUCUGUGUGAGAGACAGAAAGUAUCCCACCGGUUUAAGGACUAACCGAGCAACUGAAGCCGGUUAUUGGAAGGCCACCGGGAAGGAUAAAGAGAUAUACCGAGGCAAAUCGCUUGUUGGGAUGAAGAAGACACUUGUUUUCUAUAGAGGAAGAGCUCCUAAAGGUCAGAAAACCAACUGGGUGAUGCAUGAGUAUAGGCUUGAAGGAAAAUUAUCCGCCCAUAACUUGCCGAAAACCGCAAAGAACGAAUGGGUGAUAUGCAGGGUGUUCCAAAAGAGUGCUGGAGGGAAGAAGAUCCCGAUUUCGAGUCUAAUCCGAAUUGGUUCACUUGGAACCGACUUUAACCCUUCGCUUUUGCCCUCUUUAACCGAUUCUUCGCCUUACAAUGACAAAACCAAAACAGAACCCGUCUACGUGCCCUGCUUCUCCAACCAAACGGAUCAAAACCAAGGAACCACACUCAAUUGCUUCAGCAGCCCUGUUCUUAACUCGAUCCAAGCCGACAUUUUCCACAGGAUUCCACUCUAUCAAACUCAGUCUCUCCAGGUUUCCACGAAUCUACAGAGCCCGAUUCUCACGCAAGAACACUCAGUUCUACAUGCUAUGAUCGAGAACAACAGAAGACAGAGUCUCAAAACGAUGAGUGUCUCACAAGAAACCGGAGUUUCGACUGACAUGAACACUGAUAUCUCAUCGGAUUUUGAAUUCGGUAAGAGACGAUUUGAUUCUCAAGAAGAUCCAUCUUCCUCCACAGGACCGGUUGAUCUUGAACCUUUCUGGAAUUACUGAAGAAGAUUCAAGAGUCACAUGCCCAUUAAUUUACUGUCAACGAAAGUAAGAAGACUUUUUUCACCUUUUAGUGUGGUGUGUUAAAGUUUGUAUAGAUUAUUAUCAUCUCAACUUCCACUAUUUAUUAUACUCAAUUUAAAGAAACUUAAAAAUA
Messenger RNA from Arabidopsis lyrata subsp. lyrata, 1399 nucleotides. RefSeq names its product NAC domain-containing protein 100. Gene Ontology annotation, biological process: regulation of DNA-templated transcription. Bases 235 to 1245 code for a protein of 336 amino acids. The transcript is spliced from 3 exons. The record is from RefSeq and is a predicted model, not a curated record. Gene Ontology annotation, molecular function: DNA binding. Lineage: Eukaryota; Viridiplantae; Streptophyta; Magnoliopsida; Brassicales; Brassicaceae.